Messenger RNA from Cloeon dipterum, 6710 nucleotides. Its product is annotated as serine-aspartate repeat-containing protein I-like. Bases 403 to 2262 code for a protein of 619 amino acids. Lineage: Eukaryota; Metazoa; Arthropoda; Insecta; Ephemeroptera; Baetidae. The transcript has 17 exons. The record is from RefSeq and is a predicted model, not a curated record.
UUGUGCUUCGUAGCGUCGUACCACGAUCACGCCGUCUCAUAUUUAAUUUUAUUAAGCGCUUUGUUUUUAACUUCUCUUAUCGUCAGCAUAUUAGAAUGAGCGUGUUAGUCCGUCAGCGUUUUUUCGAUAAAUAUCCCCGCAGAUGUCGUGCACCUAGAUCCCGAGCUCAGCUACGAGGCGCGAACACGUCCCGGUGUGUUCGACCUGGUGAAAGAGGGUUUCCACGCACUCGGCGUCAGCGAAAGCGCCGCCAAGGCGAUUUACAAAGCCGGCGGAUAUCCGUAUGUUACCUUGUGCGGUACGCCGGGGGUUUUUUUCCCCUGCUGUAAAAUCUUCCUCUCGACUAUCGAUCCAGAGAGAGUCGCACAGAUUCAUCGCGCCGUCGCCCCGCACUGUCCUUUCAUGAACAUGUUCUUUCACUUUCGCGAACGUGUGACCAUGAGCAGCAUGAUGUACGAUGACUUGCCGGACUGGCAGAUCGCCGUGCUGCGGAGGGACAUGGACUUUCCUUCCGCAUGUCUAGUGUGCAUAGGACGAACACCCGACGCCGUCAGCGAAUGCGGACACGCCACCUGCGUCAAUUGUAUCCUAAGCGGAUUCAAAGGAAAAUGCAUGUACUGCAGAUGCACGUGCAGCAGGAAAGCGAUCUUUCUUCUACCCGUUUCCUUAGCGACCAUACCCGAGCCUGCGGAAGAGAGGAUCGACGUGAAAAGGUAUCCGUUACCUACCGAAUCGCUAGGGGGCGUUAGAGGCUUUCGUCGCGAUCGAGCUGGUGUGGAAAAUGUUCUCAGAAACCACCUUCGUCAAAUUCACGGAGGAGGGGAAAACCAAUACGAACUGGUGGAGGAAGAGCUGAGGAAAAUCUUCCACAGGAACCCAUGUCCCAACGCGCAAGAGCACCCCCACUUUGGUUUUUUGAACAUUGCCAUGUACACUCCGCUCACCAUGAGCAAGGAUUAUCCGAGUAUCAAAGCGUCUCUUCGUUACAUGAUCGGAACUAAUGCAUUCAACAAUGGAGUGGAAGCAUACACAGAACUGACCAUGAAACCAUGCUUUGAACGCACGCUUUACGAAGAUCGUAUAGUCAACGUUUUCUUGGCAAACUUGUUGAAUCCUUUUGAAAGAUUCGAGUUAGAAAAGCGCGCUGAGCAGGUUUUUCGAAAUUACUUUCGCUUUGUGGACACGAAAGCUCGACCGGUGAAUCUAGACGAUUCCGACGGUCUCGAGGAGGGGGAAAUUGCAGACGAUGAUGAGGAUGUAGAUCGCGAUGGUAGCGGAGCUGACGGUGAUGCUAACGAUGGUAGUGCAACCGAUGCCAGUGCUGACAGCAGCGCCAGCAGUGAUGACGAUGGUGGGAGCGAUGAUGAGGCCGACGACGAGGCUGACGACGAGAUCGACGGCGAGCCUGGCGAUGAAAACGCGGUGGUCGGUGGUGGCGAGAUCGAUCGUGAGGAAAACGUGGUGGUUGAUGGUAUAGUCGAUGAUGACGGAGCUGAUAAUGUCGGAGCAGAAGUCUUUGUCGCGCGAGUAGGACAAGACCAAGACGAAACCACGGUUGGAGACGUGGCCGGUGAAACAGAUGACGACGAUGAUCAGACGGAGGUUAACAACUCGGGAGGAGAAGCAGUCGACGGAGUUGUCGUCUUUGCCGAGACCACCGUUCGCAUCGAAAGCGACUUUGUCGACGCGGCAGGCGUUAAAGCAGGUUUCAUCGCUGGAAUUAAAGUGGGCGUCCGAGCGGGUAUUAGAGCCGGCUUCAGAGUAGGAUCCAACCCUUCUUGGAGGACUAGCAUAAUAGACUCAUUUAUUCCAGGGGUUUCCAUCACAACAGAAGCAGGUACCGCGGAUGGAUUAGAUGUCGGCAUGGUUGCCGGCUCAAGCGCGACAGUUGCUGCAGGUGUCAACAUGACUGGCGACCAGUGCGCUUCGGGGACUUCAGAAGUGGUAGACGGAUUAACUGGGAACACGGUUGACGGCUCAAGUGCUUCAGGUGCAGCAGACACGUCUGGUUCUUCUGUCGCGGUGGACAGAUUAGCUGACAACACGGUUGACGGUUCUUCAGAUGCUUCAAGCACCGCAGACAGAUUAACCGAUAGCGUGGUUGAUGGCUCAAGCGCUUCAGGGUCAUCAGGUGCUGAGCAUGGAUCGACUGGUGGGAUGGUUGACGGUGGUGUGGUGGCAGGGAGACGGAGAGCGUAUAUAAGCUCAUCUUCUAUCAUUCAGCACAAGAAACGACGCGGACAUCAUGCAGAACGUCAGUGAUCUUCCCGACCAGGACGUGUUGAUCAGGAGACGCAACCUUCAUUACGAGCUGAAUUCAGAUAAUAUUUAUGUCGGAAAAUCGCUUUUUGGUGGGAAUUACACUGAUUACCUAAUACUUAACGAGGAGAAGCAAAUCUCGAUUGAAUCUUUUUUAACGUUAAACAACGAGAGAGUGGUUAAAAUUUUGGAAUCCGAGUUGGCUUUAUUAAAAUCGUUAAAAUACAACUUGUUUAUGGUUUGUGUUUAUGCAAAUCCGUUAGAUGUUUCAAAAGAUACGAACUUCAAAACACAAAACUCUACUCUCUUCCACGAAAUCGAUAUUGACGAAAAUCUGGAUUCGCUCUUCACAAAGCUGGUCGAGGAGAGCGAAAAUUACGCCUUCAAAGGGAGCGGGUUUUCCUUUAGCCGCGUUAAGUGCUUGGAAAUAAGAGUAAGUAAAUAUCGUUUCGUUCCCGGAAGCGCAUAUAUCCCAUUGCCGAAGAGCAUCUUGCUGAAAAAAGCCGUAGUAAACCUAAAGUGUAAAAGAAAAGAUUGCGUCAAGUGCUUCAAACAUUGCAUUCUCUCGUCCAUGUACAAAAAAAGCCACGGACGUGUUAACGUAACGGCUGAGGCUAAAUUUGAACAUUUAUUCGAUUGGAAAAUCGAUUUUCCCGUCUCGAUGAAGGAGGUAAAAAUUUUCUUGCGUAAAAAUUCACACGUUUCUAUCAAUAUUUUCACACUCGACGAGAAAUGUCUCGUUUUUCCUGUAAAGACAUCAUUUGAAAGAAAGAAAUAUCAUUUCGACCUUUUGUAUUUGGUUAAAGGUAGGCAUGCGCAUUGGUCCUUGAUUUCUGACCUCAGCCGUCUCGUUUCGAGCAUGGUGAAUAAAUACGGGCACAAGAAGUUUAUUUGUGUAAGAUGUCUGAUGCAUUUUAAUAAGCAGUGCAAGUUGACCGAUCAUGAAGUAAGAUGUCCGACCGGGAGAUACACGCGCGUACUAAUGCCAAAACCGUCUUCUUUUUUUAAGUUUGAGAAAUUUAGCUCUGCCCUUCAAUGUCCGUUUCUGAUAGCGUUCGAUAUGGAAGCCUUAUUAGUACCUGUUCUCACUGCUCACCGCGAGCCGAACACGAGUUCGUCUACGGUCACCGAGCACCAUAAACCUUUCGCGUUCGGUGCUUUUUUACAUUCGAUCUAUGACCGCGAAGAGGUGGAGGAUGUACCGCUCGGGUAUUAUUACCACAUCUCAGAUGAACAACAACUCGAAAACGCGAUAAUCGAAUAUUUUUUCAGAAUCACAUUGUCUAUUAAAAAGGUAUUUCAGAGAGAAUUUCCAAUUAGCAUUAGCGAGAGUCAGCAGAUUGCGUUUGAUGCUGCGACAAAUUGUUACUUUUGUGGAGUUGCCUUUGAUCAGAUUAACGUUAAAUGCAGGGAACAUGACCACUGCUUGUCGCGUGACAAUGUACGUAAUGGGGCCUGUUGUUCCAAAUGCAAUUUAAAUAUGAAAAGAGUUCAUUUCGUGCCUGUUUUCAUCCAUAACAACGCUAACUAUGAUGGUCAUUUCUUGAUUUUGAUGUUUCUGAAACGAAAUUUUAAGGUGAGUGUAAUACCAUCCACGCGCGAGCGGUACAUUUCUUUCUCGGUUCGGAUUAAUGAUGUCGAGGUAAGAUUUUUAGACAUGUUCAAAUUUUUCAGCGAAUCUCUAGAUUCUUUAUCCGAAGCGCUACCAAACCAUUUAUUCAUAGAGACGAAAAAAAAUUUUCCUGCCGACGUUCACGGGCAUGUUACGGGGAAAGGGAUUUUCCCCUAUAAAUUCUUUACUGAUUUAGAAAAAUUGAAGCAUCCUGAUUUACCUGAUAUCGAUUAUUUUCAUAACGAUCUGAGCAAGGAAAGUUUGUCACAAGACGAUUACGAGGUGGCCAAGACUCAUUGGAGAGUUUUCAAUUGCUCCACUAUGCGUGAUUAUUGUUCAGUAUACCUUAAGAAGGACGUCUUGAUCAUGCUCGACGUGCUUUUAUUCUUCCGCUCGAUCAUUUGGGAGAAAUUCAAGAUUGAUUUGUGUCAUUUUUACACAAUCAGCCACUUGUCGAUUAAUUUAAUGUUGAAAUUAACGGGGGUUGAAAUUGAAUUGAUCAGUGAUGAUGAAAUAUUCGAUUUUGUCGAAUCAGGAAUUGCUGGGGGCAUGUGUCAAAUCGGACGUAGGUAUUUAAAGUCUAGCGAUACGGAGAAAAUCGGUUAUUUUGAUUGUACAGCACUGUACAGCUUCUGCAUGAUGACGUACAAGUUACCAUAUGCAGAGUAUAAAUUCAUCGAUCCGGUUAAUUUCGAUUGGGAGAAUACGGAUCCGACGGGUGACACUGGUUUUGUUCUCGAGUUUGAUUGUGUGUACCCGAGAGAGCAUCAUGAUUACUUAAGUUGCUUGCCACCUUUUCCUGUACAUAAAAUUCCUAAUGAAAACUCGAAAUUUCCUAAAUUGAUAUUAGAUCUGCUUCCUAAAUUCAAGUGUAAGGCUUCGCUCCCUCUAGUGCAGCAGGCUAAAAAGCUCGGAGUUUCGAUUGUACGCGUUCAUAAAGUGCUCUCGUUCAAACAAAAGACUUUUAUGAGGCCAUACGUGGAAAUAAUGCAGGAAUUUCGCGCGGCUGCGAAAAGCGACUGUGAAAAAAAUCUGUAUAAAUUGUUUACAAACUCGGUAUUCGGUCGAACGAUAGAAAAUUUACGUAAGCGUAUAAACGUAAAAUUAGUAAACAAUGAACGUGCUCUUGCUAAACUAGUACGGAAACCGACAUUUAUAGAUCGAGUACUUCUCGAUGGAGGAAUGGCGAUAGUAGAAAUGCAAAGAGGAACAAUUGUCAUGGAUCGGCCUAUUAUCGUAGGCAUGAACAUACUAUAUUACAGUAAAUAUUACAUGUAUUGGUUCUUUUAUGACGUGCUAAAAAAGCAGUUUGGUGAUCGUCUUUCGCUAUGCUUAAUCGACACUGACGGGAUUAUCGCCGCGUUUAAAACAACCGAUUUCAACAGUGAACUUAAACAAAUAUCUCAUCAUUUCGAUUUUAGCUCGCUGCCCAAAAACCACCCACUCUACUCGCCAGAAAAUUCAAAAGUAUAUGGUAAAUUCAAGGAUGAAUUAAAAGGGUCCUUGAUCACCGAGUUUGCAGCUCCUCGUUCAAAAAUGUAUAGUUAUAUCUGCGAUGACGGAGAGUGUAAAAAAGCUAAAGGGAUUAAAAAAUGCGCUAUAAAAAACGAUCUUUGUCACGCAGAUUAUGUUAACUGUGUGCUCAAAAACGAUAAAAAAUAUGUUACUUUUUCGAAUAUCACCUCUACUCAUCAUAAGUUGUAUACGUCAAAAAUAUGUAAAUUAGCUUUGGACCCACAUGAUGAUAAACGAGUUAUUUUACCAGACCACUCUACUCUUCCUUACGGUCAUUAUAAAUUAAUGGAGCAGGAGAUUGUAUGAGGGUGAAAAGAUUUCCUUUUGGAUUAUUCUUUUGACAUGCGUAGUACAACCGUCGCUACCUUUUCCCCCUCUCCUUGCCGUGAAUAUAUACCGUCACCUGAUUCUUUCACUAACAUUCACUCAUGGCGCGUUUACAGAAAAAGUUCUCAAUCGGGUGUGAGAAGGACUUGUACGUAUCCUACAAAUGUGGUGAGUCCGAGAUUGAUAUUAGUUUAUACGACAAAGAAUCGCAGGAGAGUUGUGAGCUUUUCGCGGACACCUUGACACAUCUCGCAGAAGAGCAUCAUUACAUUAUAUCAUGUUUAGAGUAUGGUGGUGAAACAACACACUUUAAAAUUAAGCACGAUGAAGAGGAUCAGGACAUUUCGUUCGAGUGGAUUGUGUAUGGUGAUGAGUUUACGGUCACGUUGCAGGAUUUCUCUUAUCUGAUGGAGGUUUUCCUUCGUCUUAAUGGUGGUCGACUCGUUCAUACCGGAAACCCUUUUGAGAUAAUGAAAAUGAUCGCUCCGACGAUUGUGUUGCGACCUACGUACGACAACUUAUCUUAUUUGUAUUGUGAACGAAAUGGAAAGUGGUGUAUUUCUGACGACACGUUGAAGAAAAUGUAUUAUAAUUCGAUUGAAAUCCUUACCAUGUUUCAUGAAAAUCGUCGUGGUCAGACUCGUUACUUUUACGUAAAAACUUGUGUUGGCGGAAUUGUCUUGCGAGAAGUGAAAUCUUCUUGCUAUUUUGUGUUAUCAAAAUCUGAAUAUAGAAUAUUGAUGAAAAAAAUUAGUAGAAUUUCUUCAUAUCACUCUUUGUUGCAAAAGACAGUUCCCAAAUUGAAGGAAUUGGAGGAGCGAUAUUUUGAAGACUCGUCUACUUGUUUAAAUAUGAGUUUCAAGUUGAUUGAAUUGGAGCAAAUGAAACUAUGUCGACGGUAUUAUAGUAAUCUCAUGGAAUAUUAACUGUGUUUUCCAACUUUUACAAGUUUGUAUACAUAUUUUUGGUUUUGGGAAAUAAAAGGUAAUCAAUUUUA